AUGUUGAGGACGACGCGCGCGCGCCGCCUGCCCGCCGUACGUGCGCUCUGUGUCCGCAAGAGCAGCAGCAGCAGUAGUACUGCUAGCAGUAAAAUCGACCGCCUACCUCGCUUAUCCGAUCUGGUGCUCAUUCGCCACGGUGAGAGCGAGGGCAAUGUGGCUCGCCAGCGGUCCCUGGCCGGGGACCACAGUCUCUUCGCUGGUGAAUUCAAGCACCGUCACAGCUCCAAUUGGCGGCUCACGGAUCGAGGUCGACGGCAGGCCGCAGCCGCUGGAGACUGGCUCAAGCGCAACAACUUGGCACACUUCGACCGUUACCUCGUAUCUGAGUAUCUACGCGCAAUGGAGACGGCAGGCCGCAUGGGACUGCCCGGUGCGCGUUGGUACGCCGAGAUGCUCAUUCGUGAGCGCGACUGGGGCGCCAUGGACCUCAUGAGCGAGCAGGAGCGCUUCAUCAAGAUGCAGGAUGAGCUCAAGCGGCGAGAGCUCAACCGCUUUUACUACGCACCACCUGGAGGCGAAUCAUUGGCCGCUGUCGCGCAACGUGCCGACCGCUUGCUCGGUAUUCUGAACCACGAAUGUCAUGGGAAAAGAGCUAUUGUUGUGGCUCAUGGUGAAGUGAUCUGGGCGAUGCGCACAAGACUCGAGAGGAUGUCACAAGAUACGUUUAUUGAGUUGCAGGAGUCAGGCCGCAUGGUGGAUCAGAUCCACAAUGGCCACAUAUUGCAUUACACCAGGAAAGACCCGCUGACCGGGAAAAUGGCGCCGUACUUCACGCAUGUGCGCUCGGUGUGUCCCUGGAACGAGAAACUCAGUCCCAAAGGAUGGAUGAAGAUCGACCGACCAGUAUACGACAACGAGUUGCUACUAGCUACAGCGGAGCGUGUUCCCCGUAUGAUUAUUUCAGAAGAGUAUCUUGAGAAGACGUAUAAUGGAGCAAAGACGUUGUCGGAGGGAGAGGUGACCCCCGACGAAGAGCAUCAUACGCCGCUUUUGAUUCCCGGAAAACCCAUGUUGAACCUGAAAAAGGUGGUUGUGGUAAAGAAGAUGUCUCGAUUCCAGCACGAAGCAGAGCUGUACGGCAAUACCGGUGAAGCUUUGAGGAAGCAGAUGUCCAUGCGAGGAUUUGUUCAUGACCGCUUGAAGGCGAGUCAUGAACAUCACAUCGAGGCUGUGGACGAGAUUACCAGCAGUUUUAAGGAACGUGAUAUCGAAGUGAAGGUCGUCUCUGCCAACCAACUAACACAUGAAGCUGUGGAGGGCACGGACAUGAUUUUUUCUGCUGGUGGUGAUGGGACUUUUCUGAAGACCGCAAGUUUCGUAAACACGCCAAUCCCUGUAGCAGGCUUGAACACAGAUCCAAAACGAAGUGAAGGAAAUCUGUGCUGCUACAAGGUGGACAACGUUACGCACCGGUUUAGUACUGCGUUGGAUCGUUUACUUGAAGGCGACUAUAAGUGGCGACUACGCCAGCGUAUCCGUGUCGGUAUGGUGAAUCAAGAUGGCUACUGGUAUGAGCUGCCUCGCUACGCUUUGAACGAAGUGUUCAUUGCAGAGAGUGACGCCUCUCGACCGUCACACUACAACAUCGGAAUCGACCAGCACCAGCGUGAAUCCCAUCGUAGCAGUGGCAUUCUCAUGUGCACAGGCACAGGCUCGAGUGCAUGGUACUCCAGUGCGUGCCAAAUCUAUCGAGAACAGGUUGCAACUGUUCUUAGUGCUAUGGAUCACACACACACAAACGAGACAGUGACGGAGCUAACAGAAUCUAUUAACAAGCAGAACGUUUUCCCAGAAGAUUCGCGAGACAUGGGAUAUGUUGUCCGCGAGCCGAUUAUUAAUGCUACGUUCGGCGAUAUCAGGUUUCGACGAGGCAAAGCACGACGAGUAUCCAUGCGGUCUCUCGGAUGGGAUAUGAAAGUCAACAUCGAUGGCAUUUACUCAGUGCCGCUGGAUUACGGCGUCCAGGCAGUCAUGAAGAUUGUUGAUGAGCCAAAAUACGUGCUACGGACCGUGGACUUUUCCCCAUUACCAGGCUCGGCGCCCAAGAAGAGAAUCUUUUAG
Phytophthora infestans T30-4 is the source of this 2064-nucleotide messenger RNA. RefSeq lists its product as uncharacterized. Gene Ontology annotation, cellular component: mitochondrion. Gene Ontology annotation, molecular function: NAD+ kinase activity. Lineage: Eukaryota; Oomycota; Peronosporomycetes; Peronosporales; Peronosporaceae. Bases 1 to 2064 code for a protein of 687 amino acids. The record is from RefSeq and is a predicted model, not a curated record. Gene Ontology annotation, biological process: NAD+ metabolic process; NADP+ biosynthetic process. The transcript is spliced from 7 exons.